Molecule: messenger RNA, 7016 nt
Organism: Parus major (Great Tit)
Lineage: Eukaryota; Metazoa; Chordata; Aves; Passeriformes; Paridae
Gene: CR2
Product: complement C3d receptor 2
Exons: 45
Coding region: 127-6558 (2143 amino acids)
Biological process (GO): negative regulation of complement activation, classical pathway
Cellular component (GO): membrane
Molecular function (GO): G protein-coupled receptor activity
Source: RefSeq, a predicted model, not a curated record
GGAUUUCGUCAGAGCCUUCCCGGAGUUGGGCUGAGCUGGACGGGAGGGGCUGGCGGGGGCUCCGUGGAGCUCGAACUGGCCCUGCGGGAGUGGCUGCGCUGCCCGGGCAGUGCCGGGGCAACCGCGAUGGGCUCCGGCUGCUGCUGCUCGCUCCUGCCGCUGCUGCUGCUGCUGGUCCUGCCUGUGGUGUGGGGGGACUGCGGGCCGCUGCCAAAUAUCAGCCACGCCGAGCCCCAGGGGGACACCAAAGAGCAGCAGAGCUUCAGUGUGGGCUCCACCGUGACCUUCAGCUGUGUCCCGGGUUACACCAAGCGCCCCUUUCUCUCCGACACCAUCCAGUGCCUGACCAACUCCCGCUGGUCCAGCCUGCCAGAGUUCUGUGGCCGCAGCUGUCCCAGGCCACCAUCUGUGAAAUUUGCUUUGUUAUCACCGCAAGAUCAAAGGCAGAAUUUUUACGCCGUUAAUACCACGGUGAGGUACAUUUGUCACCCAAGUCAUGAUAACACCACAGACCAGCCCCCCACCAGCACCUGUUUGGACAACUUAACGUGGACAGAAGUUCCUGAACUGUGUCAGAAGAAAUCUUGUGGUAUUCCAGCCGAUCCAGAACAUGGGCAAGUUAUGGCAAAAGAUCAUCAGCUGGGAGCAACAGCCAAUGUGGUUUGUGACCGUGGGUACAGAUUGGAGGGAGCAUCACCUUCCAUCAAGUGUUUACUGCAGGAAGGCAAAGCUGUCUGGAGUCCUCUUCCAGCUUGUCAGGUGAUUUCCUGUCCCCCUCCUCCAUCCAUUGCUCACGGGCAGCACAGCGGGAACAGCUCGCAGGAGUUUGUGUUCGGCUCCAUCACAACCUACACCUGUGAGCCGGGGCUGGAGCUGGUGGGACAGGACACCCUGCGCUGCACCACGGACAGCGGGGACAGCGGCACCUGGAGCGGGGCCCCUCCCACCUGCCGGGUUAAAACCACAGCAGAGACAAACCAAACCAAAACCUCAGAAGAGAAUCCUUACUGGCUUGCAAGCAUCCUGAUUCCAAGCUGCAUUGUUCCCCCAGUAGUCCUUGGACUUCUUGCUGGGGUCAUCAUGAGCCGGAAAGAGAGUGAAAAGCACUCUUAUAAUGUGAAUUUACAAAAGCGCGAGAUGAAGGGAAGGGAUGCAGCCAUGCACCUGGAGGUUACAGAUGAGAAGAAGCAGCCCAAGCCCUGGAAUUCCUAUUUUUGCACGAUGAACACACUGCUGUCCCGAGGGUGUUUCACAGGAGGGUUUGGGUUUUGCUGGCUGCUCUCUGGAUGGAUUUCCCCCGUCUCUCUCAUCCACAGCCACGCAGGGAACUGCCACGUGUGCCCCAGCUGUGAGGAGCAGCUCCACAGUGACCUGGCCCCUCUCUCAGAGCCCACACGCCCCGGCUGCACCGUCUGCCAGGACUGGCUGAGCUCCCAGCCCCAAAAACCCCGCACCUACUCGGUCCCCAGCAUCGGUGAUGGGGACAGGCAGAGCCCAGCAGGCACCAGCUCUCCUGCCAAAGCUGGGGAUGUGCUGAGGGGAAAUGGCACAGAAGAAGCUGCUCUGUGGUGGAGUGAGGCAGAGCAGCCCAGGGACCACCAAAGUGAGCACAUCUGUCCCAUCUGUGAGAGCUGGCUCCGUGCCCACACUGGCCAGGGUGGCAGCAGGGCUGUGACACCGGGGGACUGGCAGGACGAGCGCUGUGCUCACCUGGCUCGGCCUCGUGUUCUUUGGAGCUCUGCUUUUAAGAACCCUGCAGUGGGAGCCUCUUUUCACCCACUGCCCUGUGCUUUUCCCUCCUGUGCCUGUGGGUCAUUUGCUUGUGGCGAGGAGGUUUUGGGCCAGAGCAGUGAUAAGCCCACAGCGCCCAGUCUGCCCUCCCUGCAUGGACUGGCAGCUGCUGUCCCUUGUCCACGGGGACACAGCCAGCAGCCCCGUGUGUCCCCUGGCCGGGGAGGACACCCUGAGCCACCUGGUCCCUGUGCAGAGCCCCGGCUGCCACGUCUGUCCCGUGUGCUCGGUGCCCAGCCACGCUCACCUGUGCAGCCCCCACACCUGGCGGCCGCAGCUGCCCUGUGCCCGUCCCCACGUGUCCGGCACGGGACGGUGUCCCCUCGUCGCUAUUCCUACAGGACAUGGGACACGGUGACCUUCACCUGCAGCCCGGGGUACGCUCUGCGAGGCUCCCGCAGCAGCACCUGCGGAGCUGGCUCCAGGUGGAACCCCCCUCCUCCAGAGUGCAGGAAAGAGCUGAGCUGUCCUCGGCCACCGAGCAUCGCCAAUGGGCUGCACAGUGGACACUCCUGGGCCAGCUUUCCCCGGGGGGUGACCGUGUCCUACAGCUGCAGCGAGGGCUUUCAGCUGCUCGGGAAUGCGUCCAUCACCUGCACGGACUCCGGGCUCUGGAGCCGGCCCCUGCCCCGCUGUGAAGCGAUCGGCUGCCAGGUACCCGAGGUGCAGAACGGGAACGUCCACAACCCCCAGAGCACCUACAGAGCUGGAGAGACUCUGCUGUUUGACUGCGAUGCUGGAUACAGCUCAGAGGACACCGCUGAGGCUCGCUGCCAGCCCGGGGGCACCUGGGACCCGCCGCUCCUUGUCUGCCAGAGGGGGAAACAGUGCAGUCACCCUGGUGAGCCUGUGAAUGGCAAGAUUAUUUCCCUGACAGAUCUCCAGAUUGGAUCUACGGUGGUUUACAGCUGUGAGGAGGGGAGCAAUCCUUCCACCACCAGGCACAGGUUGAUUGGACAGUCCAGCAGAAGCUGUCAGAUCUCUGGGGGACGCGUUGCAUGGAGCGGUGACGUUCCCCUCUGCCAGCGCAUCCCUUGCGAGCCACCCCCGGACAUCCCCAACGGGAAGCACUCGGGGCGGCUGCUGAGCGAGUUCCUCUACGGCACCUCGGUGACCUACAGCUGUGACCCCGGCUUCCCCCUGCACGGGGAGCCCUCCAUCCACUGCACCACCCGCGACGGCAGCAGCGGCAUGUGGAGCGAGCCCCUGCCGGCCUGCGGAGUGGCGAGUUGUCCGGUCCCACGGAUCCAGAACGGGAGGAUCGUGGCUCCCAGGUCUGCCUACGCACACAGGGACACGGUGACAUUUGAAUGUGACCCAGGCUACGCCAUUCGUGGCCACAGAGAGCUCCAGUGCCAACCAAACAACACCUGGGAGCCGCCUGUGCCGGUCUGCGAGCCGGCUGGCUGCAGAGCCCCUGCCAGGCUGGAGUUUGCCCAGCUGAAGGAGCCCUACGGGAAGCAGGAGGUGUUUCCCGAGGGGAGCAGGGUGGAAUACGUGUGCCAGCCUGGUUACACCCAGCUCCCGGGGGUCUCACCAGCCAUCACCUGCCUCGGGAACCAGACGUGGUCUGCAGCGCUGCAGUUCUGUCAAAGGCAGCAGUGUCCCAGCCCAGGGGACCCAGAGAAUGGCAGAGCUGUUGUCCUCACAGAUCUCCUCCUCGGCUCCAGAAUUAAUUACACUUGUGACAAAGGGUACAAGCUGGUGGGAGGCUCCCAGAGAAUUUGUGAGGUCUCUGGCACAGGUGUCUCGUGGAGUGGGGAUCCUCCUGUCUGCCAGCGCAUCACCUGCGCUCCCCCUCCAUCCAUCCCGCACGGGACACACAGCGGGGGCUCCAGGGACACCUUCUCCUUCGGGGACGUGGUCACCUACACCUGCAGCUCGGGGCUGGCCCUGGUUGGGGACGCGUCCCUGUCCUGCAGCUCUGCGGACGGCCAGCGCGGCUCGUGGAGCGGGGCAGUGCCACGGUGCCAAGAAAAACCAGGAUGUUUUUCUCUGAUGGAGAAAAGAGCUAAGGAGAGCUUCUGGAAAAGUGACAUAUCACCUUGUCCUGACGGAUUGCACUUGUGUUGUCUCCCUCCCCUGCUUUCAGAAGGUUGGGUUUUUGGAGGUUUUCCUGCCCUGUCCCUAUUUCUCACGCUCCUUUUGUUGUCCCUGGCAGAGGUGAGGUGUCCUGCCCCCCCCAGCAUUGCCAAUGGGCAGCACAGUGGUAGCCCCGGGGCCAGGCACAGCCCGGGCUCCGAGGUGCUGUACACCUGUGCCGAGGGUUAUUCCCUGCUCGGGAACGCUUCCAUCCGCUGCACCGCCAGGGGAACCUGGAGCCGGCCCCAGCCCCGCUGCCAAGCAACCGGCUGCACCAAGCCGGAGAUAGAGAAUGGAAAAGCAACUGGCUUGGAGACCACCUACAAGCUGAAGGACAUCAUUUUCUUCGAAUGCAACUUUGGUUAUGCCCUGAAGGGCUCUCAAGAGUCUCAGUGCCAGUUUGGGGGCAAGUGGCACCCUCCUGUCCCCACCUGUGAGAAGCUGCUGCCGUGUCCUCCCCCUCCAAUUAUCAGAAACGGCCAGCACGACAGCAAGGGUGUGACAGAGUUCAUCCCUGGCACGUCAGUGAAGUACAACUGUGAGCCGGGGUACGCCCUCACCGGGAAAACCACGGUGUCCUGUUUGCCAUCGGGAGUCUGGAGCAUCCCUUACCCCCGCUGUGAAGUGAUCACCUGCAGCAGCCCCAGCAUCAAGAACGGAGAGGUGGCCGAAGGCAGGAGGGCUGUGUACCACCCUGGGGACAAUGUCACCUUCCAGUGCCAGCCAGGCUUCGUGCUGAGGGGCAGCCGUGGGGCCAAGUGCCAUCCCGACAGCCGCUGGGUGCCUGCUGUCCCCACCUGCCAGCCAGCAGCCGAUUGUGGCACACCACCACCGCUGCUAUUUGCUGAGCUAAGUGAGGAGUAUGAAAAUCAGACUGUGUUUCCUGUUGGGAUGACUGUGAACUACACCUGUCGGCCUGGAUACAUGGAACAGCCACAGAUAUCACCAACUAUCACAUGUCUUGAAAAUCUAACGUGGUCUGAAGCCCAGGAGUUUUGCAAAGUGCUGCAAUGCCCUUCACCUCCAAAUAUUGACAAAGGAAAGCACAACAGCCAGGACGUGGAGGUUUUUCCCUCUGGGAUGGUUGUGAACUACAGCUGUGACCCCGGCUACAGCCUCCAGGGACAGGCAUCCAUCUACUGCACCGACUCUGGCAACUGGAGCCUCCCUCUCCCUCAGUGUGCAGGUGGCUGUGGUGCACCUCCAAACCUCACCUUUGCUGAGCUAACCAGGGAAUACAGGAAUCAGCUGGAAUUUGCUGUUGGGGACACCGUGCGCUACAGCUGCCGGCCGGGACACUCCAGGCGCCCCGGAGUGCCCCAAACUCUGACUUGCCUCCAAAACCUCACGUGGUCUGAAGCCCUAGAGUUCUGUAAAAGGAAGCAAUGUAAACAGCCAGAGUCCCCCAGGCACGGCAGAGUUGUUGUUCUGACAGAUCUCCUUUUCGGGUCAACCGUGAGCCACACGUGUGACCAAGGAUGGCCUCGAGCAGGAGCUGAGAGUGGGAGCAAGCCCAUGACACAAGGAGGCUCCAGCCCUUUGGAAAUCAGUUGGGUCCUGAUUUAUCACCUGAACAAUCUAACCCAGAGUUUUUGGGGCCAGUGUUGCUCCUCUUGGUUGUCUCUCUGUACCUCCAGGUACAGACUGGUUGGACAGUCCCACAGGAGAUGUGAGAUUUUGGGAAGAGAUGUUGUCUGGACCGGUCUGCCUCCCACCUGUCAGAGGGUGGUGUGCCCAGCCCCACAGAUCCAGAAUGGGAGGGUGGCUGUCCCCAAGCCCCGCUACACCUACAGGGACUCUGUCACCUUCAAGUGCCACCGAGGCUUCACCCUGCGAGGCCACCCCACGUCCCAGUGCCAGGGUGACAGGAGGUGGCACCCACCUGUACCUGUCUGUGAGAGGGAUGGAGCGGCAGCACCUUACCACCAGCCCGGUACCACAACAAAGCCAGUGCUGCACUGCUCCAAGCCUGCAGAUAUCACCCACGGGUCUUUCCACGGCCCAGCAAAAGCAGUUUUUACUCCGGGAACAUCUGUAAACUACACCUGUGAGCCUGGCUUCUCUCUGCUGGGGACAGCAUCCAUUUAUUGCACAGCAUCUGGAGCCUGGAGCCAUCCCCCUCCCGUCUGUCAAGCUGGGAAGUGUCUGCAGCCUCCAAACAUCACCAAUGGGAGGCUCAAAGGCAACACCUCUGCCACCUUUCCCUCCGGAGCCUCUGUAUUCUACAGCUGCAAUCCUGGUUAUUCACUGCUUGGGAAUGCUUCCAUCACCUGCACCGUGUCGGGAGCCUGGAGCCAGCCUCUCCCGCAGUGCCAAGAGAUCAGAUGUGAAUUCCCGGAUGUCCACGGUGUUAAAAAAGCCAUUAAAGGAAAUACUUAUCGCUCGGGGACUAACAUCACUCUGGAAUGUGAUGAAGGUUACGUGCUGGAAGGAAUCAGCCACACCCAGUGCCAAGAGGAUUUCAGCUGGGACCCUCCCGUGCCAGCCUGUAAACUGACAUCCUCCCAGUCCAGGUCUGUGGGCCUAGGAGUGGCGGCCGCGGCAGUUCUGCUGCUCCUGGGGGCAGGCGUUGUCUGGAAAAUAAUCUCCAAGCAGAAGGAAGGCUAUUAUCGUACCUAUGAGAACUACAAUUACAGAACCCCCCUGAACCCAUCAACUGAGCACAAAGACUUGUGUCUGCCAUAGGAGGCUGGGCAUCCAUGCUGCUGCUAACCAGGCACCGGGCUCGGAGGAAACGCUGCUUACAUGGAGACUGGAAUUCUGUGCCCAAAAAAUGACAUUUUACUGUAAAUCUUGAAUGCUUUUCUGCUCUCAGUAGUUACUGUAAGGAUUUAACGAGGCUCAGACUGCACAGCGCAGGUGCUGCCUUGGAGGGAAUUCUGUGCGCUGCUCCUGAUGAAGAAUAUUUCCUUUAUCCCAAAAAAACUGGAUAACCAAGAAGAUAAACCUGAGCUUUGGUAGAGAGAAACAUAACCCCCAUUCCCUGUCUCCCUGCACCCACCAAAACAGACCUGGGCAAGGUGUUAAUUAAUUAAUGUCUUAAUUACAGCUGUAUUUACAUCUUUAUUUCCUUCCAGCAAUGCUUAUGUGCUGCGUUCCUCUACCAAUGCUUAACCUAAUAAAAGCUGAUGAUGACAACUCUG